Messenger RNA from Bathycoccus prasinos, 804 nucleotides. Its product is annotated as 50S ribosomal protein L3. Gene Ontology annotation, molecular function: structural constituent of ribosome. Gene Ontology annotation, biological process: translation. Gene Ontology annotation, cellular component: ribosome. Bases 1 to 804 code for a protein of 267 amino acids. Lineage: Eukaryota; Viridiplantae; Chlorophyta; Mamiellophyceae; Mamiellales; Bathycoccaceae. The transcript has 2 exons. The record is from RefSeq and is a predicted model, not a curated record.
AUGUCUGCACUCGCCCAAACGUUCACGGCAACCUCGGCUUCGGCCUUAGCUUCGCGCAAAUCGUCCUCGUUUAACGCGCGUUCUUCUUUGACGACUUCAUCCUCCUCUUCCUCUUCUUCCACGAGAGGUGCUCGAUUGCAAACGUUUGCGAGAGUCGACGGAGGUGUUGGAGUCUUUGGAAACAAAGCGGGGAUGACGCAAAUUUUCACGGACGAUGGAUUGUGCGUCCCAGUGACGGUUAUUGCCGUUAAAGAUGGGAACUAUGUCAGCGCGGUUAAAACUGCGGACGCUGAUGGAUACAACGCCGUGCAAGUGGCGUACGACGCCGUCGCGGAACACAAAAUUACCAAGCCUGAAGUCGGUCACUUAGCGAAGGCUGGCGUGAAGCCGAUGAGACACGUGGAGGAGUUCCGUCUCGCGGCGCCGGCGGACGGCAUCACCGUCGGCCAGAAGUUGAGCGCUCCGGAAAUGUUCAAGGAGGGCGACUACGUCGAUAUUCGAGGAACGUCCAUCGGUAAGGGUUUCCAAGGUUCCGUCAAGAGACAUGGUUUCGCCAGAGGUUUGAUGACGCACGGCUCCAAGUCUCACAGACAACACGGUUCCGUCGGCGCGGGUACGUACCCAGGUAGAAUUUUUCCGGGAAAGAAGAUGCACGGUCACAUGGGUAACGAGACGACGACGAUUAAGCAGUUGAAAAUCAUGAGAGUGGAGGAUGAUUGCAUCAUUAUCAGAGGAAACGUCCCGGGUAAGAAGGGCAACUUGAUUCGUGUAGCUCCGGCGAAGAUUGUCGGGAAAAACUGCUAA